Klebsormidium nitens is the source of this 1763-nucleotide messenger RNA. The record is from the annotation of a GenBank genome assembly. Lineage: Eukaryota; Viridiplantae; Streptophyta; Klebsormidiophyceae; Klebsormidiales; Klebsormidiaceae.
GCUCAUUUGCUCUCUAUCGCAGCUAGACAUUCUGAGCAACUGCAGAGUCGGACGCACCGACAAGGGAGGAAGGUCUGUGACUCUUGUGCUUGUCAAUGACAUUGCUGCCCCUGUAAUGUCAGCAUUGUUCCGCAGAAUGGCGGUCACAGUGCGGAAGGUGGUUGCUUGGCGCCUACUUCCAGCGCCGAUCUGCUCCGCCUCCCUUCAGCUCUCACCACCGUUGUUUCCCGCAAUCUCAUCAGCAUUCUUUUCUCAGAAGCUUGGGCCAGCAGCGCCGUCAGUUCCUUUAAACACUUCCACAUUGGCACCACCCUCAGCUGAGAUCUGGUGCAUGGGAAGCUUUCUGUCUUCAGCGCUGUGUUUCGGGUGGCCUCAGGAAAGCUCGCCGGAUUGGGCACCUCCAGCAUCGCUGCACAGCCGGGGAUUUUCAACCGACAGGCGCCCCAACCGUCAGUCUGCUCUUAGAUGUGCCACAGAGACACCAACAGUAUCCAAAGAAGUAGAUGCCCCUCAAAGUGCGCGCUCCAUUCCAGCCGGAUCGUCCCAGCUCUCCAAGAAAAGGGGAAAAGGACGAACCGAGCUUCCCGCGUGCUUGGAGGACGUUCCUGAGCUUUCCGACGACGCCUCAGUGAACAACUUUGGGCUAGAUGAUGACGAGGUCAUUGUUUCUGAGUGGAACUACAGUAGUGAUGACCCCGACAUUCGGGUGCUCGCUCGGGGCAGCAGCGAUUACAACAGCAAGAUUGAGGUGGUCGAGCUGGCGCGCACGGCAGACCACCCACUGGCGGGAGCUACGCUGCUGCUGCUGGACACGGCCAACAACAUCCACAGCGUGUAUUUUAAGCACUGCGUCUGGACCUCCAGCUAUUAUGACGACUUUGCCACCCUCCCCUGCCUCCUUCCCGCUGGACCGAUCGGACUUUACGGACUUGGGGCCGGCACGGCAGCGCACUUGCUGCAUCACGUGGCGCCUGAGAGGAGGUUGCAUGCCUGGGAGCUGGAUGCAAAGGUGGUUGCGGCUGCCCGGCGUUGGUUCGACAUAGCCCCGUUAGAGGCGAGCGGCUUCCUCACGAUUUACACCGGGGACGCCUUAACCGCGGAUUCCAUAACCGAGGGCGGUUUUGCGGGGUUGAUCGUUGACCUCUUCAGCCGGGGCGCCGUUCUGCCGGAGCUCCAGGAUGCUGCCACGUGGCGCGAUCUCGCCCGCCGGAUGCGCCCCGGCGGGCGAAUCAUGGUCAACUGCGGAAGCGCCGCAGUAGAACCAGAAGUCGACCCGCGGGUCAAGGGGAGCGUCAAUCGGAAAAACCAGCUUAAACAGCGUCGAAAACGACAACAGGUGGGAGAAACGCCGGGGGAUAGUCGGAAGUAUGGGGAGAUAGUCGUAGGGCGAGUGCUCGAGGCGAUGAGGGAGGCCUUUCCUGGAGAGAUUAACGUCAGGACGCUUGGUAAGGAUGCAGGGUGCUCAGUCAUGGCACUGACGGGAGAGCUGCCGCAGAAAGAUGAGUGGGAGCAAAACGUGUUGACGGAGCUGCGACUCGGGAUACGAACCUGGAAGCAAUACGUCGAACGGACGUAAAGAUUAUCGCUUUACAAAGAGGGCUUUUCGGAUCUCAGUGACUUUAAGAAGUGCCUUGUUGUCAUGAUUGGACACGGUCUCUAGGCCUUUGCCAAUCGAGCCUGAGUAUAGAGUUUGUCGUUUGAGUCCGGAUCCUUCUCAUCGAGGAGCUGGAACGGGAUCAAGCGAUUGUUCUGCUAGCCGCGAG